GGCUUUUGGUAAGCUUGUGCAGAUCUUCCCCAAAGUUGGAUCUGGUCCUGCUCGGCUCUACAGGUGGAUCUCGGACAUGGAGGUAUUCCCUCCUCCUAAGGCUGAAAACAUCUUGCACUUUAGACCCAAGGCUCAGAGGAUUUCAGCUGGAUCUGACGUGAAGGUCUCCUGCUGAAGGAUGAGGUAUCAUAGUGAUGGAAGGUGCUUUGCAAGCUUCCAAGGGAGAGAAGCGAGAAACAGAUCUAUUUAGCGAUGAACAGUUCUAUCUGUGGACCACAACAAUGACCAGUGUGGCAAGAUCUUCCUCCAGGUGCACCGUGACUCUCACAUCUUGGCAUAAGCAGCAGCUGUCUAGUCGGACUUCCGUUCUACUCAAAGCAGGUUGACGAUGCCUGCCAGCAUAGCAGCUGCUCACAGCUGGAUGGAUGGUGGAUCUUAGAGGAGUUCCUGCUACUACCAUUGACUAAACCACCGUAAUUUCUAAGUGCAUUCCAAAUACUCUUCCUAAGAUCUACAGAUAAGUGCAGCUGUCACUGCUUCUUAAAGGUUCUCUUAGAGUGCAUUACGGAAGACAAAAGUGAUCCAAGAAAUCCUAUCAUUCUGGGAUGUGGCCAUUGAUUUCUCUCCAGAAGAGAGGGGGUGCCUGGAUCCUGCUCAGUGGAAUUUGUACAGGGACGUGAUGUUGGAGAAUUACAGCAACCUUGUGUUCCUGGGUCUUGCUGUCUCUAAGCCAUACUUGGUAACAUUUCUAGAGCAAAACCAAGGGCCUUCGUGUGUGGAAAGACAAGCAGCAGCCACCGUGCCUCCAGGAACAACAGUCAAUGAGUUUAACGAUCACAACAAAGCCAUUGAUCAAAACUCACUACCCAUUCAAUGCCAGAGGAUUUAUUCAGGAAGGAAACCCCACAGGUUUGAAGAAUGUGGUAAGCUCCUUAGUGCACACUCAGCACUUUCUAGACACCAGAGACUUCAUACUGGAGAAAAACCCUACAAGUGUAAAGAAUGUCAUAAGGCCUUUAGUACUCGCUCAUCGCUUUUUAUACACAAGAAAAAUCAUAGUGAUGAAAAAACUUACAAGUGUGAAGAAUGUGGCAAAUCAUUUUACUUUCCUUCAAUGCUGAAGCAGCAUCAGAUAAUUCAUUCUGGAGAGACACCUUAUAAGUGUGAAGAAUGUGGCCGAUCAUUUUACUAUCUUUCCACACUGAAGCAGCAUCAAAUAAUUCAUUCUGCAGAGAAACCCUACAAGUGUGAAGAAUGUGGAAAAUCAUUUCACUGUCUUUCAACGCUGAAGCAACAUCAAGGAAUUCAUUCUGGAGAGAAAAGGUACAAGUGUGAAGAAUGUGGAAAAUCACUUUGCUAUCUUUCAUGUUUUAAGGAACAUCACAGAAUUCAUUCUGGAGAGUAUCCCUACAGAUGCAAAGAAUGUGGCAAAGGGUUUUCCCGUUCUGUUCACCUGCAGGAACAUCAAAGAACUCACACUGGAGAGAAACCAUACAAGUGUGAAGAAUGUCACAAAGUCUUCCGUUACCACGCAUCCCUUAAGUACCACAAGGCAGGUCACACUGGAAAGAAAGCCUACAAUGGGGACCUGAGUGGAGAAGGGUUUACCAAGCCCACUUUCUUUAUUGACUACAAUGUGAUCCAUACUCCAGUAAAAGAUUAUAAGUGUGAAGAGUGUGGCAAAUGUUUUUCCUUAUCUUCGUACAUUAGACGACAUAAAAAAAUCCAUUCUGAAGACAAUCCCUACAAGUGUGCAGCCUGUGGCAAAGGGUUUUCUUGUUCUUUUAACCUUCGAGAACAUCAAACAGUUCACACUGGAGAGAAACCAUAUAAGUGUGAAGAGUGUGGGAAAUGUUUUCGCUUAUCUUCAUCAUUCAGAAGGCAUCAAACAAUUCACUCUAAAGACAAUCUUUAUUAGUGGAAAGGUUGUGGCAGAUGGUUUUGCUCUUCUUCUGAACUUAGAGGACAUCAACAAUCCAUUCUGAAGACAAUCCCUACAAGUGUAAAGAGUGUGACCAAAAGUUUCCCUGUUUUCUACCCCUUCAGGAACAUCAAACAAUUCAUACUGGAGUGAAACCACACAAGGGUGAAGAAUGUCACAAAGCCUUUGAUCGGGCUGGGGAGAUGGCUCAGAGGUUAAAAGCACUGCUUGCUCUUCUAGAGGUCCUGAGUUCAAUUCCCUGGAACCAUAUGGUUGCUCACAACCAUUUAUAAUGAGAUCUGGUGCCCUCUUCUGGCCUACAGAUGUUCAUGCAGGCAGAGCAUUGUUUACGUAAUAAAAUAAAUAAAUUAAACAACAACAACAAAAAAGGAAUAACAAAGCCUUUCUCAGUCCUUAGAAUACACAAGACAGUUCGUACUGGAGAGAAACCUUACAAAUGUCCAGAGUGGGGAAAAUGUUCUUCCUUUUACAGCCCUUAGAAGGCAUCAAAUAAUCCAUUCUGAAGACACUCCCCAUGAAUGUGUAGAAUGUGGCAAAAGGUUUUCUUGUUCUGCGUGCCUUCAGGAAUAUCAGAAAGUUCACACUGGAAAGAAACCAUGCAAAUGUGAAGAGUGUCACAAAAGCUCUAUCACUCAUUUCUUAGGAGACACAGGGCAUUCCAUACUGCAGAGAAAGCCUACAAGUGUGGAGACUGUGGCAGAUGUUUUCCUUUUCUUCAUCCCUUAUAUGACAUCAAAUAAUUCAUUCUAACCCCAGUUUCUACAAGUAUGUGGAAUGUGGCAGAGCCUUUUCUAUGCUAUCUGUUCUUACUAAGUUCAAGCUGGUUCAUUCCAGAGAAAAACCAUAAAAAAAUGUGAAGUAUAUGGGAAAGCCUUUUCUUCUAAUGCUUCUUUAAUUCAGCAGAAGUUAUGUCAUACUGGAGUAAAAUCCUAUCAUUGUAAAUGUAGCAAAAUGUUUUAUUCUACUUCAAGACUUAAGAAACAUAAAAGAAGUCAUUGUCAAGAGAAACCAUAGAAAUUUGAUGCAUAUGGAAAAGCCUUUUCUAUUAAUUGUUCCCUGUUUCAGCAUAAAAUAGUUCAUACUGGAGAGAAAUGCCACAAAUGUGAAAAGUGAGGUGUAAUGGUUGUACCUCAAAUUGAAGAGACAUGAAACAAUUUAUUGUCAAGAGAAACCCUACAAACGUGAAGGAUGUGUCAAGGACUUUUAUACUCACCAAGAACUUGCUGUACACAUGAGAGCUCACACCAAAGAAGAACCAUACAAAUGUGAAGUAUGUUAAAGAAUCUUUUCUAUUCUCUUAAACCAUCUCAACAAAUUAUAUCAUACUGGGGAGAAAUCUUACUAAUGUGAGGAAUGCGGCAAAAUGUUUUACACUAAUUUUGACCUUAGUCACCACAAUCCUCAUCCUGGAGAAUAACCAUAUAGGUGUGAAGAAUGUUUCAUUCUGUGACCUUACAUCUGUGUAACAAUUAAGUUAAUUAUUUUGGAAUAUUAAAACAAAUGCCUAAUGUCGACCAGCACAGACGCUAAGACUGUGAUCAGAGAACUGUAGAGAUGUAUCCUUGAUGCAUCUCCUCACCACGUUGUAAAGUAGUGUGUUUGAACCAUGCCUUGACUGAGAAAUUUCUUUCUUCUGUAACUAUCAAUGUACCAUGAAGCUGUUACCAUGCUGUUACAUGGUUCUUUGGCUGACUGAAUCUGAGUUCUGGGCCACGCUGUACUUACUGUGCUUUUCUAGGUGGGGGUCACCCCCGUUCCUGUAAUAAUGUCUCUUCUGGGUGUGUAAGAAGCUCUAUGAACUCAUAUUUCUCACAAUGUUGAGCUCUGGUGAAAUGAUCUGUAUUGGUACCAAUCUGAGGUGAAUGGGCUUAGUGUUUCUCUCUCCAGGAAAUGUGAUAGAGCACAUUGUCAGUCAUAUUUUGUUCCAGAAUAAAGAAACUCUUAUCCCCUAAG
Messenger RNA from Psammomys obesus (fat sand rat), 3895 nucleotides. Its product is annotated as zinc finger protein 58-like. NCBI's taxonomy places the organism in Eukaryota, Metazoa, Chordata, Mammalia, Rodentia, Muridae. Gene Ontology annotation, biological process: regulation of DNA-templated transcription. The coding region runs from base 680 to 1918 and encodes 412 amino acids. The record is from RefSeq and is a predicted model, not a curated record. The transcript is spliced from 5 exons.